UCCCAUCAUACUCCUCUGUCUUUCCUUCAGACCAGUGGGUUCCUGCCUCUGAGUCACGGGGCAGCUCAGCCGGGUGGUGCAGUAGGACCCUGAGGUGCACCAGCAGCAGUACAGGCAGUGAGCAGGCGUGAGGGAGGAGUCUGAAUGGAAACCAAACAACCCUCCACACCCUGCAGUGACUGGGAAGUUCCUCCGCAUUCCUGCCCUACACACUCACUCACACACACACACACACAGGCAGAGAUCUGGGAGGAACCACACACUGAGGCUGGGAGUUUGGAGGGGGUGUGGGCCGCUGUAGGAACCUCAUCAUCAACGUCCUGCCAGUGUCACCAUGAGCAAGGCAGGAGGUGAUGAAGGUCAAGGAGCUGGUGGCCGCGGCAGUGAAAAGGCCCGGCAGCCGGAGGACCAGACUCCCGGGGGAAAGGUCCCGGGCAAACCGGGCGCCGCCACCAACGGACCGGGCUGGACCAAGGUCGGCUGCCCCUGCUGCGUGUCGGAGCGGGUGGAGCCGCUGGUGCUGGUGAAGCUCGGGGAGAAGGUUCGGCCGGAGACGAAGAGGUGGCUCAUCCGACUGAUCGGAACUUCUCAGAAAGAUGGAGGCGCUGGGUUACUGGCCCACCCGGGGGAGGACGCCGGCGGUGACAUCAUCGUGGUCUCCGCCCCUCGCUGCACGCUGCUGCGAGCCACCGAGGAGCUGGGUCUGUGUAAAGCUUACGGCACCGGGGACAUGGAGGCCUUCUCCUACAACGACAGACACAACUUCAAGGACUCAGACAACAUGGAGGUGUUCCUGACGCUGGCGGAGCGACAGUACAUCGUGAAGUACGAGCUGGACGGUCUGCGAGCGCAGAAAGACCUGAGGGUCCCGGGUCUGUCGGACUCCUGCAUGCUGCAGAACAGGAACAACAUCUGGCAGAAGCUUGAGUCGGCCGGUGUGAUCAUAGACACGUUUCCCCUUCACAACCCGGAGCAGCUGAAGGAUCUCAGCAAAGCCUGGUACGCUGGCAAUCAGCUGGGUCAGCCUUUGGAUUCGGUGAACUCGUACUUCGGAAGCUCCGUGGCGUUCUACUUCAGCUUCCUGGAUUUCUACACCUGGUCUCUGCUCCCACCAGCGAUCCUGGGCCUGACCCUCAUGUACUUCUCAGGUGAGGUUCAGAAGGAGAUGGUGGACUCGGACUCGGGGUCACAGGUCACGGACGAAGGCGAAGACUCGGCCAGCGGUCACAUGAUCCAGGCGGUCUUCAGCAUGCUCUGGUCCACGGUUUUCAUGGAGCUGUGGAAACGCAGGAGCUCCUCGCUCUCGUACCGCUGGGGGACGCUGCAACUCGCCGAGCGCUUCGCCGAGCCCCGGCCCGGCUUCCACGGUGACCUCGGGGUCAACCCGGUGACCGGGCGCGUGGAGCCGCUCUUCCCCGACUGGCAGAGAGACCUGCGCAUUGCACUGGUGUCACUCCCAGUGGUCGGGCUGUUUCUGGGGCUGGUGGUUCUGGGGAUGCUCUGUUUCUACUGGGCAGAAGCUCAGGUGCAGCAGCUGAACAGAGACUGGGACUCCAUGCUGUCCCUAAUGUUGCUCUACGUGCCCUCGGUGCUUCACAUCCUCUACACCAACAUGCUGGGGACUGCUUACAAGAAGGCAGCACAGAACCUGACUGAAUAUGAGAACCACAGAGAGGAGUCGUCCUUCGAGAAGCAUCUGACGUCCAAAGUGUUGGUGUUCACCUUCUUCAACUACUUCGCCGUGCUCUUCCACAUCGCCUUCUUCAAGCAGGAUGUGCCUUUGCUUCGGAAGCGUCUGGCGUCUCUGCUGAUCGUGACCCAGAUCCUCAACCAGGUGACCGAGGUGGUGGUACCCUUCCUGGUGGACCGCUUCAUCAGCGCCCCCCACAGGGCGGAGAACGAAGACGACUCUCAGGAGGACAAAUUCAGGAAACAAAGCACCCUUCCUGUUUUCCCUGGCCUGUUUGCCGAGUACAUCGAGCUCCUGGUGCAGUUCGGGUACCUGAGCCUCUUCUCCUGCGUCUACCCUCUGACCGCCGUGCUGCUGCUCAUCAACAACCUGACGGAGAUCCGAUCCGACGCCUACAAGAUCUGCAAGCUCUUCCGAAAGCCCUUCUCCCCCCCUGUGGCGUGCAUGGGCGUGUGGCAGGUCGCCUUCGAGGUCCUGAGCUUCGUCUCCGUCGUGUCCAACUGCUGGCUGCUGCUGCUGUCCCCACGGCUCCAGCAGCUGCUACAGGAGGGGGGGCUGAGCACCACCAACAUCCUGAUGUUGGCUGUUCUGGUCGAGCAUUUGCUGAUCCUGGUGAAGCUCAUCAUGUCGGUUCUGAUCCCAGAUGAGCCGGACUGGAUCCGAAGGAAGAGGGAGCACAUCGAGUUCACGUCCAUGGAGGCUCUGAAGCAGCAGAAGCUGCAGUCUGACGAGUGAUGAUUGUGUGUCGGUGUCCGGUCGGUGCUUUGUGCUUCAACCACAAGAUACAGUACGACUCCUCAGUGUUGUGUUGACCUGCAGACACAACAAUACAAGCGGCUGUAGCCUGAUCCUACCUGUGUGUAAACUUUAAACUCUCUGUGCUUUCUAAUGAGCAGAGAGAUUCUGCAGCGUUCACACUUUGUAAUGCACCUUUAUUCACUCUACACACAGACUGCAAGUGCAAUUAAAACAGCUGUUUAAAGGGUUUCCCCCGGAUGUUACACAGCAAGUGGAAUGUAGAGGUGGUUUGUAAAUGUGGCCUCUGAAAAGACGAUGUGAGGAUACAGGAGGGUUUGUUCAGAUUCAAUAUUUGUCAAUAUUUAGGGCCUGACAGGAAAUAGUAUUUAAUGUGACUGUGCUUGACAAAAUGUUCCUUUGUUUGCUCAGUGCUUCCACCUCGUGGUGAAACGCAGCUAGUGCUCAGGAUCUAUCAUCAGAGGACAGUAUCGUCAUUGGAGGGAUGAUCACAACAAACCCUCUACAUAUGUCAAUAAAAGUCUGUAUUAAUAUGGGUCAUAUAAAUUAAAAGUCACACGAAUAGAUAACUAGAGAGGCAAACUCUUUAAAAUUUAUAAUUUUGUAAUUUAUGUUAUGGGUUUUGUGCAAUUUUACAAAUUGUCCUGAUUUGACUCUAAAAAAUCAUAUUUUAUUUUGUCAUGAAUUCUUCUCCGAUUGAUGAAACUGUCCUUCUCUUAUUUUUCCUGACCUAAUCACACGAGCUGUGACAAUAGGAACAAGCUUAAUAUUAAAAAAUAUAAUCUGUAAAUUAAAGCAAACACAGUCGAUCAUGUGCCAAGAUUUAAGAUUUGCCUUGAACUCGAUGGCAGAGCAACCAAAGCUUUGUUAUUAGAAAUAUAUAAUUUUGUACACGUGUGGAUUUCAGUUUGUGCUCACUGCUGUGCCUCUGACGUCACUGUGCUGCGGUGACUAAUCACUUCCUGAACACUUGGUGUCGUUCACUCCUCUUUAUUUGAAUUAUUACACGACGUGGCACCAUUUCUUCCAUACUUGCUGAACAGUGCUGUGGUUGUUCUUUGUAUUGUCUAAGUUAUUGUUGUUAGGAGUUAGUGUUCCCCGUCCAGCCACCAGGGGGCGCUGUGCACCUUUUAAUUGUAUUUAACAUGCAACCUCCCACCAGCCCUGGUGGCUGCAGAGACACUGAUUCAGCAAAGAUGCAGAGUGAUGGUGAGAUGCACUCAGUCGGCCACAGCCUAUACUUCCACUAGUGGCACUUAUUGUAAACCUGUGUGUGUGUGUGUGUGUGUGUGUGUGUGUGUGUGAGGGUGCGUGUGGGAAUGAAGAUAUUGGAUCAGGAUUGUAGGUCAGAAACAGGUGUUUGCUGGUUGUGCUAAAAUAAAUACACAAAGGGUAAA
Platichthys flesus (European flounder) is the source of this 3843-nucleotide messenger RNA. It is a transcript of the gene ano10b, whose product is annotated as anoctamin 10b. Gene Ontology annotation, biological process: chloride transmembrane transport. The coding region runs from base 335 to 2425 and encodes 696 amino acids. Gene Ontology annotation, molecular function: chloride channel activity. Gene Ontology annotation, cellular component: plasma membrane. Lineage: Eukaryota; Metazoa; Chordata; Actinopteri; Pleuronectiformes; Pleuronectidae. The transcript is spliced from 16 exons. The record is from RefSeq and is a predicted model, not a curated record.